GCCACUGUUGACAAACCUCACCGACGGGCGCCGUUCGCGUCGGAAGGGUCACCCUCUAUUGCAGAAGCUGAGUGUGCGGACUUGGCUCCGGCAAUUUCGUGCCUUGUUCAGUGUCGCAGUUUGACUCACUGCGACUAUAGAUGCUCAGCGGCAGACAUUGUUCAGGGUCGUUCAGGGUACCAUUGACAAUACAGUCGUUCUGUGCUUCCUGAUCCCAUACGCUCUCGAAUCUUUUCGAAAGUGGCCGGCGAUCGAAUCUCCCAGGCGAGUGCCUUGUGCCCACCUUGGUGCGCACGUCGGACUCGGAGCGCGUGCCCGGUGACUUCCCCCGCACGACUAAUCAGCUCUACUUAUAUAAUGAACCGGGCGGAGGACUAUGUCGCAUUCCCGCUACGUUCUCGAGCUCCCUUGUAGUCGCGAUGUCUGACAGCCAAGAUGCAGCAUCUCCGGCAAGCAGGGCGUCUAGUACCAAGACUGCAGCAGUCGCAGACUCUGGGGAACGGCGCGAGGGUUCAGUAGACCCCCAUGUCGGGAGCUAUCCGGAACAGCUCAAGGGUGGUGAAGGCCAUUCAGCCAUUCCCGAGGACAAGAAGGAGGAGAUCCUGGAGAACGAGGAGGACGACUGGGCACACGACCCUGCGAACCCUCGCAAUUGGACAUUCAAAAAGAAGUGGAUCAUGACUGGAAUUGUCUCGCUCUACACCUUCAUCACACCUCUCGCCAGUUCCAUGAUGGCACCAGGCCUGCCGCAGAUAGCUGAACACUACGGCGUCACGAGCGAAACCGUAACGGCCUUGACCCUGAGUAUAUUCCUGCUCACAUUCGCCAUCGGACCGCUGUUCUUCGGGCCUAUUUCUGAGAUGUAUGGUCGGACAUGGGUCUAUCAUAUCGCGAAUCUGCUCUUCCUUGCCUUCAACCUCGGGUGCGCAUUUUCCGACACGGUUGGUAUCCUCUUGGGCUUCCGAUUACUUGCUGGCUUUGUAGGCAGUGCGCCCAUCGCGUGCGGUGGUGGAACUGUUAGCGACCUGUUCUCCGAGAAGGAUCGCGCGUCUGCCAUGGCGGUGUUCUCGUUGGGUCCUCUGAUCGGCCCUGUUGUGGGGCCUAUCGCAGGUGGCUUCAUUGCGCAGACGAUCGGCUUCAAGUAUGUAUUUGUCGUAAUCGCUGCACUCUGCGGCGUAGGAGCGGUAUGCGGUAUCCCAUUCCUGCGAGAGACGUACCAUCCUGUCGUCCGCUUGCGCCGUGACAAGCGCGCGGCCGACCCAGAAAAGGUGGCGGCGGCGCACCCGCAUCUCCUCGAGGAGCAUGGCAACAAGUGGCACAGGAUCUCUGUCGACUUGAGCCGGCCGUUCAUCCUUUUGACGAGGAGCUAUGUUUGCUUCCUGCUCAGCCUGUACAUGGCCCUCAUGUACGGUAUCUACUACCUGAUGUUCACGACCUUCCCUGACCUCUUCACGGAGGUUUAUGGCUUCAGCGUUGGUGUCAGUGGACUGGCCUAUAUUGGCUUGGGGCUAGGCUUCAUGUCGGCUACCGUCGUUGGUGCGAGUGUCGCCGACACAAUCUACCACAAGCUCGCUAUUCGUAACGGCGGGAAAGGGACGCCGGAGAUGCGUAUACCUGCGCUCAUCUUCGGCUCCUUGUUCGUCCCGAUCGGCCUCUUCUGGUAUGGCUGGUCUGCGCAGGCCCGCGUACAUUGGAUAAUGCCCAUUAUUGGUUCUGGCAUCUAUGGGUUCGGAAUGAUGACAACAUUCCUGCCUAUACAACUUUACCUCGUAGACUCCUUUUCGUAUGCGGCGAGCGCAUUAGCGGCUGCUUCUGUCUUCCGUUCGUUGUUGGGCUUCGCGUUUCCCCUCUUCGGCCAACAGAUGUUCGCGGCGCUUGGCUUGGGGGGCGGCAACUCGUUGCUCGCAGGGCUAGGCAUUGUCAUUGGUAUACCCUUCCCUAUAUGGUUGUACUUCGCUGGGGAACGGAUACGUGCCAAGAGUCCUCUUUCACGAUGAUGACACUAGCAUCAACCUUAGAAAAGCAUGGACCUUCACGACGCCUUUAAUGAUAGACUCCGGGUACACGUAUGUACACUCAUUUUCGAUUUACAAGCCAGUACGACAACACGGAUAAUACGGUCUAACACAUCUCUUACUACUAUAGUGCGACUCGAGCAGCUCACAAUACCAUGUCUCGAUAUCUGAGGAUUAUGUCUGACUGCAUGCAUGUGAGAUAUAUGUACUGAUGGGGCGAGAAAAACGUAUGCGAUGUCGCAGCGUAUGUUCCGCUUGUGGCACCACCGUAUGAGAUCUUAC
Molecule: messenger RNA, 2297 nt
Organism: Rhodofomes roseus
Lineage: Eukaryota; Fungi; Basidiomycota; Agaricomycetes; Polyporales; Fomitopsidaceae
Product: multidrug resistance protein 4
Exons: 12
Coding region: 420-1997 (525 amino acids)
Biological process (GO): transmembrane transport
Molecular function (GO): transmembrane transporter activity
Source: RefSeq, a predicted model, not a curated record